AUGAUUUCACAGACGGAGCCUGGUGAGACAACGUGCUGCGGACGGCUAACAGAGCUGCAGAGGUAUUUCAGUGUCGACCUCGCGGUCAUGACCGGCAGCUGCGCGGGUGUUCAGGAUAUGGAGGUGGGGAUCGAGUACGGGUGUGUUGUUGUAGCAGAACGCACGGUGAUGGAGGAAGGAAUAGAAACCCCGGAUGGAAAAUUUCUUGCUCAUGGAAAUCCGGCAAAACGAGAUGAAAAUCUUAGUGUACUCAUUAAAUCCUCAUUAGGGAAGUUGGACGGCAGUAGGGACUGGCUGGAUGUUAUACCUCAUGAGGCACGGCUUGCUAGUCCUCGAUAUGCACAAGAAAUCAUCGUUAAUGAAGUUUUUAAGAGCAAAACUGGAUUAAAAAAGAAGGACUUAUUUGCAAUACUUGAAGGUAAAGAAGGUGUGGCUAAUAUUAGUUGCAGAACUUGGGAUACCAUUUUGACACAAGCGGCAGACGUAGCAGGAUUGGUGAGUAUCUCAUGUGGAAUAGUCAGCUGCACAGACGAGGCGAGGGCAUACGAAAGAGAUGCAUACGAAUUUCCUCGGCGAGACGAAAUCAAAGUUGUCGUGGACUCGAUCGGUAGCGUCAGAACUCUAACAAAGCCACUGCCCAACACGAUAGCAACAUAUUGGAAACGGAUGGCAAACUGGAGAAUAAGAGGAAUCGACAUGGAGGCACAUCAGUUCAUGACUCACAGCAAGGCCGCCUUUCCCGAUUGCCUACCUCUGGUCAUGAAAGGAAUCUCCGGCUAUGGAGAUAGGCUACAACACGACUAUUACCAGGAGUAUGCAGCAUCGACACCGAUUGCAUUCCUUCGACAUCUACUCACACGUCAACCUUUUCUCAAAUUUCUAUCUAGAAGGUUUCGUUGGGAGCAGAAUAGAACAAGAGACCAAGAUGAACAACUGAGUCAAGCCAGUCAUCUCUCGAGAUCUCAAAGUGACACACCACUACUUGCAUUUGGUGAUUCACAAGUUAUGUUGUUAGUACAGUACAUGUCACUGUUUGAGAUGUUGGAAAUUUUUGUGGCUAGAAAGUUCGUGGCUGGUGGUGAUAUUGAUGUUAGAGAUGAAUGUCUUCCUGAAGAAAGCCUGUUUCAUCCUCUGUCGAUGGAACAACUAUCUGAUAUUAGAACGGCUGAGCAACAGUUUGUAAGCACCGUCGCUGGGGAGUGUCGGGAGGAAGCUGUUCGAGAACACGUCCACGACAUGGCGAGACGUAGUAGGAACAAUGUACAUGGACAGACCCGACUUGGCGAGAAAGGAAUUUUGUAA
Messenger RNA from Corticium candelabrum, 1302 nucleotides. RefSeq lists its product as uncharacterized. Bases 1 to 1302 code for a protein of 433 amino acids. The record is from RefSeq and is a predicted model, not a curated record. The transcript is spliced from 6 exons. Gene Ontology annotation, molecular function: catalytic activity. NCBI's taxonomy places the organism in Eukaryota, Metazoa, Porifera, Homoscleromorpha, Homosclerophorida, Plakinidae. Gene Ontology annotation, biological process: nucleoside metabolic process.